Messenger RNA from Xyrichtys novacula (pearly razorfish), 8496 nucleotides. The record is from the annotation of a GenBank genome assembly. NCBI's taxonomy places the organism in Eukaryota, Metazoa, Chordata, Actinopteri, Labriformes, Labridae.
AGUCGCCUCCAGGAGCAUCGUCUCGUAUCUGGCAGAUCUGGAGGCAUGCCAGCACCCGCCCUGUGAAAUCAGCAUCGCAGCGCGCGGAGUUGACAAGUGCGCCUCCCCCUCUCCAAACGUUGUUUGACAUACCCAUCGUUAUAGGCUUCGCCUCUGGCAGUUUCUUUUUUUAAAAGGCAAGCUCAAAGCCGCAGAUUAUACAUUUUGCUCACAAACCGUGCGGGUUAAAUAACCUACAGAGGAGAAGGAGGAGGGAGAGAGAGAGAGGGAGAGGGGAGCUCUUCUUUCACAUUUGGAGACGGAGAGGUUGCGCGUAAACGGCACCGGGCAUCACUGGAGAAGGAGAAGACGCACAUUCGUGGAUAUUUUCUGCUUUUUUUCUACUCUUUAUUUCAAGGCUGCAGGGCUGCUCAGAGAGAGAGAGUGAGAGAGGACUGCGAGUGUUGGAUGCGUGGAGAUUUUUGGACUUGAGCGCGCAGAGCACCUGUGGAUGCAAACACCCCCCCGAUGCUUGGACUGAAACCUUUUGCAAAGAAAGGAUCCCCCGCGAGACACAGCUGAUAUCAGCCGCAGAUUUCGCUCUCACAUAAGCUUCACUUCAGAAUUAAAAAAAGGCGCACCAUGCUGCUGGCUCUCCCCUUCCUGGUGGUCCCCCUGCUGAGCAUCACCAUCCCCGGCUGCGGCUCCUCCUACGUGCCGUGCCAGCCGUGCGACCAGAAGGCCCUGUCCAUGUGUCCGCCGGUGCCGGUGGCCUGUCAGCUGGUCAAGGAGCCCGGCUGCGGCUGCUGCUUGACGUGCGCGCUCGAAGAGGGCCAGGCGUGCGGCGUGUACACCGGGCCGUGCACGCGCGGGCUCCGCUGCCUGCCCAAGAACGGCGAGGAGAAGCCGCUGCACGCGCUGCUGCACGGCCGCGGGGUGUGCAGGAACGAGAAGUUGUAUAAACUGCUGCAUCCGUCAAAAGGUAAGGCCUGCGGAGAGAUGACUGAUUGAGAGCACGGAGGCUGAGAGGGAGGCUUAAACAGGUCACUGGGUCCAACAGAGGCGCUCAUUAAGUGGAUUAAUUGAGUCAUAGAUUGAUGACAGCUUCCUCACAUUCUCAGAAUAAUCAGAUUUCAGCCGAUUCUGCUCUAAAGUGGAGCUUUGCAUCCAAAUGAAAGCAGAAACGUGCAGCUCUCUCAUCAUUUUCCACACUCGAAGUCGUUAGGUUGGCGUUUUUAAUGGAUGUGCAUGCAGGAAUUAUGUCCCCAGCCUCCUCCGUGCACAAAAACAUACCCAAGUAAGAACCCAAACUGGGAUUAAAAGACUCCUAAAUGUCAAUAAAAUUAACCAAAAGUGCACGAAGAAGAAGAUGUAUCCAAAUUAAAGCAGCAGAACUUUGAUUUUUAUCGUUUUUGGCUCAUGUGCAAGACUGUGGAGUUCAACUACAGCACUAAAUCUGAUGUUCAAGUCAGCUCAUGUGUGUUUAUACUGCAGAUGCAUGGCAGAAAUUAUGCAUCCAGUCUUUGUGCAAAGAGACAACCCAGAGAAAGAUAUUGAUUUCAUGAAAACCAGGAUAUAAGAGCUGCUAAAUGUCCGAAUCAGACAGUUUUAGGGGCAAAACCACCAAAAAUAAAUGAAAACAACUUGUACUUUGAAUUUUGCUGCAUUUUUAAGUCAAAUCUGAGCUCUAAAUUUGAUGUUAUGUCAUCUUAAGUGUAUUUCUACUGCAGUUGCAUUGCAGAAAUGACUGUUACUUGCAUGAAAACGUUGAUGUUAAAGCUUGUACAUGAUAAAAUCAGUCAGUUUGGAGGCUAAAAUCGAGGCAAAUAUCAUGAAAACAAGCUUCAUUUCUCUUUAAAGGUCGUGUUCUUUGGCUUAAAUGUGAUUCACCCCAUUUGGGAGUUAAAUUACAGCUUGAACUUUGAUGUUUUAGACUGUUCAGAAGAAACUCGCAGAAAUGACGACUCCUCACUCGCUGGAAUGAUCGCCAAAAAUCAGUCAGUCUGUUAUGAAAUAUCGGACCAAUUUGUGUGCUUUUGUUUUGACAUUUGUAGCCCCGGGGAUAGAGCAGGUUCAGAUCUGAUGGUUAUUUUUUUUGCUGUCUGGUGUAUUAAGGCGAAACAAGAGCAGGUGUGUUAGUGAAGCAGAGGGACAGAGGGAGCAUGAGAAGGAAGGUCAAAAAUGAGUAAUCUAACGAGCGUGUGAGCGUGUGAACAUGUGAUGCAGACGUUUUGUUGAGUAAUCCCGAAGUUGAAAUUUGAUUAUGACUUUAGCCCCGCCCCUCUGCGAGCCAGAUGUGGGUCACCCUCCUCUGACACCUGUCAUUAACCGAGGCACACGACUCAAAGCGGCCCUCGCUGCGCCUUGACCCCGUGAACUCUGUCAACAAUUGGUGCCGGGCGCCGAUCAACCAGUCAUCUUCUUUUAAAGGCUCUGGCGGGGGCUGGCGGCCGUAAAUCAGCAGGUUUCGUGUGAGUGGCCCCCGUCGCCUCGGGGGCCACUCGUCAGACAUGAAACAAGGGAGAAGAUUACAGGUGGUGCUAAAGGAGAGGCUGCUCUCUGGCUCCUUUGAAUGACAGUCACUGUGUCUACUCCGUGGAGAGGAUUGUGGGAAAUGCUGGCUCUCUUUUUCUUCUUCUACAGUUUCUUUUGUCGCCUCUCUUCAUCCACCACCUGUGCCUUUUUUUCCCACACCUUUUUGUCCCUCUAUUCUCUCCCACCUCUUCUCCUCUUUCCCUGCCUGGCCGCCAUCCCUCUUCAUCUUUAACACCCUAUUCUUCUUCUUCUUCUUCUCCUUCUUCUUCCUCUCUUUCCUUUCUGGUAGAUUGGAGUUUCAGUGGAGAGGGAAAGCUGCUCUGGAAACAUAAAUAAUCCUCCUGGCUGUGUUAAAACCUCAGCGGGCUGAGGGGAAGAACCGCAGUUUUUCUUGCAAAGGGCAAAGGCUUGAAAAGAGGGAGCUUUAAAAGUCUCAUUCAAAUGAGCUUUAUCAAAAAUAAGCCAUCACUCUUGACAUUCAGCCCGUUUUAUUUUUAGUCUCUGCAUCCAAGUUGUUCUCUAACCCCUUAAAAUAAUCUUCUAUUCACAUCCCCUUCCCUUUUUUUUCCUCCCUCUCUUUCCCACACUCCCUCCCUCCCUCCUCUCUUUGUAAGUCCCACCCUGCUCUCUCCCUCUCUCUCUCUCUCUCUCUCUCUCUUCAUCUCCUCUUCUCGCUCCGUCUCGGCUGUGCAGUGAUUCAGCAGAAUGCAAGCUGAGCGUGGGUUACUGAUCCCCCCACUCACUCCCCCAUCUGUCUGCCCGUCAGCCAGCUUCUCCAUUAACUCCACGUCUCCCGCUGGGGCGAUCCCUCGAUGCAUAAAUUAAGCAAAGCCCAUAUGCACACACGGCCUGCAGAAACAUCAUGGAAAGGAAAUAAGCAUGGAUUCAGACUGUACGUUUCUUCACUUUGCCAUUUUUAGCAUUUAGCAUCCCUCAAAAACAAGAAAAUCAACAUCAAUGCGAUGAUAGAUGCGUGUAUGCCAGCUUAAAAUGCCUUAAAACAUCGUAAAAGUCACUUAAAAUGACUUAGUAGGAGCUGCUUUGACGUACAUUUUUAAAACCAGGCCGUAUUUUCGUCUUUGCAAACCUUGAUUUUAAAGAUAAACUAAGGAAGGGUCGUUUCUUGGAAGAGCGAGGAAGCAGCAACUCUGUAGGGAUCUGGGUCUCAAUGUUUUAUUCAAACACGAAGAAGAAGAAGAAGGAGGGAAGAAAAUGAAAGACGCGAUCAGUCAGCACAGGUCAGAUUAGACAAGCUGCAGGAUUAGCAAGUGAGGACUUGAUUGGACUUAUACUGAUCUGCUCCAGCUUUCUCUGCAGAGAGAGGGAAAAAAAAAAUAAAACGGUGUCAGCAGGAAACUGGAGGACGGGGGGAAUCUCUUUUGCUUUUUCCAAGAACCUGUCAUUAUGUGGACGCAUGACAUCACCCCGCUCAUCAUCGACACUAAACUGGUUGGGUGGAGGGGCUUAGGGCGUCAUUUGCAAACGUGGCGGUGACCUUGUUUCACCGCCCCGGCUAGCUUAGUAGCUUAGCGAUCACGUCAGUGCAGAAAUGAAGGGGGUUUAUGUGCGGAAUCCGGCCCGAAAUGAAGCGGACACAAGUGCGUGACACAGCAGUGGAAAUGGGCCAGCUGUGGCUUAGGACGCGCGCAAGCUAAUGCAUGUUUAAAAGCUAUAAAUGAGGAGAAAAAUCAGUUUUUAAGUGCUUUUGGGAGGAGAAGCCACAGCCGCUUGUUCAGGCUGUUGCGGUUGCAUGAGUAGAGGGCGGGACGGGGGAGAGGGGCAACUAAGAUUUACGCCGCUCCUUGAGAUGUAGAGCUGUACCCCUGAUGAAAGAUGCAUGUACAUGAGGGCUUCUGCGACCCAAAACAGGCCGCGGCUGUUUCUGUCGGCUCGCCACAUGACAAGUGUAAUAGUAUGUUUUCAUGGGCUGGGGUGCCAGGGUGAGACUAAAUAUCUCAUUUAGGUCAGCAGCUAUAAAAGUUUUAAAACCCCUGGUCUGCAUAUACCCCAAACUGGCAGCCUGCCUCGCCAUAAAUGUAGGCUGUGUUGUCCUGUAUGUCAACACUUCCAACCUGAAGCUGGCUGCCAGCCACCGACUGUGUCAAAUAAGCAUUUAGCCGCGGCGAUGAAAUCAUCAUGUCCUGGUGUGAUGUUGUCCUGAUUCAAAGAGGCUUGAAAAAAUGCUUUGAAGCCUGUUUGACGGGGAUGUUUUUACCUCCUCGGACAUUAGAUAGUUCGUAAUCAUUAGUGCCGUUGGUGAUUUAAUCCGGCGUGUCUGUAAUUUGUACAGAUCCGGUGUAAAUUACCGUCUUUACUGAGGCGGAGGCCUUUCAUAACACUCAUCCUGUCAUCAUGUGGAGUAUCAAACAUGCUUUUUUUCAUCUUGUCGACUUUUGGGCACUGUUACCUGGGAAUUCCACUGAAUGCGGAACGCAAGCAAAUACGCGAGCAUAUCGCACCCACCAGAUCCAAUCCAAUCCGCCGCCAUCGGAGGAGAAGCUCUCGCGAUAUUACUGAUAGUUCUUGUGAGACUAGACGAGAUCUUGGGUGUUUCCCUGUGAGACAUUGAGAUCCGCCGAUCGGUGUAUAUAAACACCGACAUCCCACAACCCUCGCCUCUCCUAUUAUCAAGUGAAGAACGGUUCGACAUAUUUACUUUAUUUUAUUUUGAAGUUGAACCAGAUAUUUUACUCUGUAGCCGCAUACAACUUCCACUGCUGCCAUGCCUCAAAUAGAAGCCUUGCGUAUCUGGUCCGGCCGCCGGAGCCGGACGGAUUCUGUGGGUUUCGCCCGUUACACUCAACAUGUCUUCCUAAAAAACAUCGGCAUGGCAACUGGUAUUUUUUGGCGGUACCGUCCCCCAAAAUUUUGCUAAUUCCCCAAAAGAGGCGGGGCAUAAAAAAGACCACGGAUACCUUCGAUAACCCCAGACUUUUUUCAUUGUUUCAGAUGGAGAUUCCCACGAUGGCGCCAUGCUACCCAUCCCAGAGUCCAUGUUGCCCCAAACAAAGGUCCCAAUCUACGGCAGAGACCACAUCAGCAGCCGGAAAGCCCAAGCCAUGAAGCAGGCCAAGGACCGCAAGAAGCAGCUGGCCAGACUUGGACAAAGCAGCAGCCUGGACUUCACUCCCCUCGGCCUGGAUAAGCUGGAGCCAGAGUUCGUAAGUAUAGGAAGCCUGGAGGGAAGAUUGUGAUUCACCGAUCAAGAUUUAGAGCAAUUUUCUCAACCGUAAUUAUUCAGAUGCUGGCAAGAAAACAGUGUUUGCUUUGCUGUAAAUCAUAAAAAUCUCAGAUACUGCAUCCUACCGCUCCAGGCUGAAGAAAGAAACCGGUUUGAACAGAUCCGCUGAGAUGCCUAGCGGGGUCACUGUCACACGUGACAACAUUGUGUGAACAGAGUUAAUUGCCAAAUUACCUCGUAAUUCUUGACUUCAUGUCAUAUUAAACCACAAUUUUCACUCCAGGGUGCAAACACAAAUCAACACAUUUGGUUUUUGUGUGUGCAGGGACCCUGCAGGAGAAGAUUGGAUAAUCUUAUCCAGAGCAUGAAGGACACUUCCAGGGUUCUGGCUCUUUCUCUGUACAUCCCCAACUGCGACAAGAAGGGCUUCUUCAAACGCAAACAGGUAUCUCAUUUUGAUUAUUUGUUUAAUAAAGCAGAGAAGAACGUAAAUCACAGAAACAUGGCGCCAAAUUACUAAAGAACUGGUUUUUUAAUGUCGUCUUUGCAGUGUAAGCCAUCCCGUGGCCGAAGGAGGGGGAUCUGCUGGUGCGUGGACCGCUUCGGCGUCAAAAUCCCCGGCAUCAACUACGCCGGAGGAGACCUGCAGUGCAAAGAGAUCGACAGCAGCAACAGCAACGAAUGAUAAAGUCGAACCGUCCUCACUCUUUGAGCCCUGUUCCUCUUAAAACCUGCCAAUCAAGCUAGCACACUAAAUGACUGCCGAAUCAGGAAAAAAGUGGCACAAAUAGUUCUUUAUAUUCGGUCAGGUGUGAUGGACUGCUUUGUUUUCCGUGUCUCGCUAAAGGGAGUGGUUAAAAUCUGCUCAUGUAGGUCUUAUCUGGCUCCCAGGUGGCUGUGUUAGAGGCUAGCUAACACCUUGCCUCUUUAUAUCCAUAGAUAGAAUAGAGGAUUAUAUAUAUUUGUAUGAUACUGAUGAUAUAUUGUGUACUUUGAGUCUGUGGCUAAAUUCUACCCAGAAACUGUAGGACAAGACAUAUUUUAAAUGUGGCUAAAAAUCAAUUUUUUUCUCUUUUGUUUCGAGUCAAUUCUUGUCAAAAUUAGUAACGUAAAACUUAAUGUUAGUCGUGAGAAUGAUACUCUGGUGUAAAAAUGUAUUUUUAUGUUGUUAUCACAUGGGAGAAAUCCUUAUGAGCUGACAGGAGCCUUCGAAAUGCAAAAGCUGUGGCGGCAGGAGACCUAGCUAGCUUGUUUGGAAACAUUUCGCAGACAAAACUUAAAGAAAAGGUCAACGCGAUGUUUAGUAAACAUAUAGAUGUUGUUGCAGAGGGAAAACAAAAUGAUUGACACCCAACUUUUAAUACAUGCAAAGAGUUUGCGGCGUAGAAGUGACUUAGCUAGCAUAGAAAGAAAUCGCUUAUUUGCGUAGAAAAAUACAAAAGAAUUCGACAUUUUUCCAAAGAAAACCAUCAGAUUGACACGACUUUUAGUUCUUUUAAUAUAAAUACCAAGUUAAACUGAGAUUUGGUGCAUAACUGCGUGAAAAGUGACUUAGCUAGCGUAGAAAGAAAUCGCUUAUUCGCAUAGAAAAAUACAAAAAAAAAAGACAUUUUGGCCAAAGAAAAUAAUCAGAUUGACACGACUUUUAGUUCUUAUAAUAUAAACAGAGUUAAAUGGAGACUUGGUGUGUAACGGCGGGAAAAAGUGACUAAGCUAGCGUAGCAAGAAAUCACUUAUUCGCGUAGAAAAAUACAUAAGAAUUCAACAUUUUUUCCAAAGAAAGCCAUCAGAUUGACGCGACUUUUAGUACUUUUAAUAUAUACAGAGUGAAACGAGAGUUGGUGCGUAAUGGCGCAAAAAGUGACUUAGCUAGCGUUGCAAGAACUCACAAAAAUACAGGAGAAUUCGAUAUUUGUCCAAAGAAAUCACAUUAUAUUCCCUGUCAGAAUCAUUUUAUUGUUUCUCGCAGAUAUAAUUGAUAGUUAUUUUACUUAGCAGCACACUUAGCCGUAACUGUAGCUAAUCGUCCUGCCACUCUGAAAACCUGGUCCACUAACAAGCUCGAUAGAUAAGUACCAGGCCUUCGGAUUAACGCGUCCACUGUUUGUAAAUGUAUGUACAGAGUGUGUGUGCAUGCUCCUGAGUGUGUUUGUAUGUGUGUAUACUGUACUGUACUGUACGUGCCAUGUCCUUAUAUCAAUCUCUGGUGUCGAUUCUCACAAGCGAAGUCUAAUCCAAGCUACUGUCGGACAAAUGUGGUGCUGUGCUUUUUCCCCGUCCACACACACAAAUCGUAUGCAAACGCCUCACGAUGGUUAUGUUUCCACGUGCAGGGUCUCCGCAGGCAAAUCCGGGGACGCACUCUUGUGGUUUAUCAGGCCUCUUAUCCUGUAAAAGAGCAAGGUCGCUGAGUUUGUAUGGAAAUUCAAGUGCCUUCUGGCCCGCGCCGCUUUGAAUUGGAUUUGCAUGUGUGUUGUCGGAAGGGGGACACUUCAGCGCACAAGUUUGGAGAUGACAAUGACCUCCCAGUCGAUGGCCACUGUUUGUUGAUUUAAUCUCCCAGUUAAUGACCAUUAUAAUCUCCGACAUUCCUUAAUGCGUUGACAGGGGCUCAUAAACACUUGCUGUUAAUCGUAGCACAACGCGGUGACACUUUGAACUUCUCAAACUCUCAGCUAAAGCAAAGAUCAAUGUGAACAUUAUAGUGAAAUAUUUAUCAGGCGUGUAAUUGAUGUACUCGUUUUUUUUGUAAUGACAAAUCACUAUUUAAAUAAAGUUCAUGUACUCACAAAAAAAAAAAA